This is a messenger RNA of Alternaria triticimaculans, 315 nucleotides long. RefSeq lists its product as uncharacterized. Bases 1 to 315 code for a protein of 104 amino acids. The record is from RefSeq and is a predicted model, not a curated record. Lineage: Eukaryota; Fungi; Ascomycota; Dothideomycetes; Pleosporales; Pleosporaceae. The transcript is spliced from 2 exons.
AUGGAGUUCAUCAAGCAAAUCGCCCAGCGCCUGAAUCCCGACUUACACAUCCCCGGCACCGACAAUCCACCACCAGCCGUGCUGCGCAAGUCAAAGAGCUCAACCACACUACUAGUAACAGAGAAACGGAAAGAACUCUCCACGCCACCAUCGCACUCCUCCCUGCGCAAGAAAGCAAGUUCCAUGUUCCUGGGCCGCGGUUCGAACAUCCAAGAUUUCGCAAACUGGGGAGAUACACCAAUCCAAAAACUCCCAGAGGACAACACAGCCCUCCACGCAAACCUCACGGCAACCUUCGACGCGCACGUCGACUAG